AAGAGAGGUAAGCGGUUAAAUCGGAUUGGAUUGGGGCGCAACUAGCGAGCAAGCGGACGUGGAAACUGGUUUGGUUUUGUGGGGCUUGCACCACUGCACCGCUCUUUCAGUGAGACAGUCCAAUUUAUGCAUUGCGGCUAUGUAGGGACUACACGAUAUCAAAACGCUGCGCCCGGGCUUACUUCACUUACCAUCAUCAUCGUUGCAAUAUUAUCAGAACUUUGCAAGUGCCUACAAGAUCAAAUUCACUGCAGUACAUCUCUGGUUAUACAACACAGUGAUUAUAUUUUGUUACGCGCAUUGGAAAAGAGUGGUGUAAAAUCAAACGCGAAAGUGAAGCAAGAUACACGGAACACGUCCGAGUUUACGAAAAUAUUGGUGAAUUUCAGAAUAUGAAUUUUAUACCAGUUGGAAGAUUGUGACCGUUUUGUGACGUACCUGGUGCUUCGUUAUAGAAUUUGCUCAAAAUUCAUACGGAAAAGGCUUCAAAUCUCGUACAGCUAUGGCGGAAGGGAAUGGGGAAAUAAAAAUGGAAGAAAAACAGCCUAAGGAAGAAAUGGAAUAUGUGGAAAGAACAGAAGACUUUUCAAAACUGAUCCAAUACGGUUUGGAUGAAAAAGUAGCCGCUAAAUUAGAUGAAAUUUAUAAAACUGGAAAAUUAGCUCACGUGGAUUUGGAUGAAAGAGCAUUGGAUGCUCUAAAGGAAUUUCCCGUUGAUGGCGCAGUGAAAGUACUCACUCAGUUUUUGGAGUCUAAUUUAGAGCAUGUGUCCAACAAAUCAGCAUAUUUAUGUGGCGUAAUGAAAACCUAUAGGCAAAAAAGUAGAGCAGGUCAAGGUACUGGUACUGGUACAAGUACAACUCCUAAAGCUCCAGAUGAGGAUAAGAUAAAGAUGAUCCUCGAACGAACCGGCUAUCCUUUGGAUGUAACUACAGGACAAAGAAAAUAUGGAGGACCACCUCCGAAUUGGGAAGGUCCCACACCUGGAACUGGUUGCGAGGUAUUUUGUGGAAAAAUCCCAAAAGAUAUGUAUGAAGACGAAUUAAUUCCUUUGUUUGAAAAAUGUGGAAAAAUUUGGGAUUUGAGACUAAUGAUGGAUCCAAUGGCAGGUUGCAACAGAGGAUAUGCAUUUAUCACUUUUACUGACAGAGAAGCAGCACAGCAAGCGGUCAGAGAGCUGAAUGAUUAUGAGAUUCGGAAAGGGAAAAAGAUUGGUGUUACCGUAUCUUAUAACAAUCACCGCUUGUUUGUGGGAAAUAUUCCAAAGAAUCGAGACCGAGAUGACUUGUUCGAAGAAUUUACAAAGCACGCACCUGGCCUGAUGGAGGUGAUUAUCUACAGCUCGCCGGACGAUAAGAAGAAAAAUAGGGGUUUUUGCUUCUUAGAAUACGAAUCUCACAAAGCAGCAUCCUUAGCGAAACGAAGAUUGAGCACGGGUCGCAUCAAGGUCUGGGGCUGUGACAUAAUAGUCGAUUGGGCAGACCCUCAGGAAGAACCCGACGAGCAAACGAUGUCGAAAGUGCGCGUACUUUAUGUGAAAAACUUGACGCAAGAUUGUUCCGAGGAGAAACUGAAAGAGUGUUUCGAGCAGUACGGUAACAUCGAAAGAGUGAAAAAGAUCAAGGACUACGCUUUUGUACAUUUCGAGGAACGGGAGAAUGCGAUCAAAGCGAUGAACGAGUUAAACGGGAAGGAGAUUGGUGGCUCCCACAUAGAGGUGUCUCUCGCAAAGCCACCGUCCGAUAAAAAGAAGAAAGAGGAGAUGUUGCGCGCUAGGGAACGAAGAAUGUACCAAAUGUUGCAAGUCCGGAGCGGAGGUUCUCCGUCGCAUCCGAGUAUGAUGGGAGGACCGAUGCAGGUACGUGGACCCGGCCAAGGUCCUCGCGGCACCGGUGCAGGUAUGCGAGGACAAAUGGGACGAGGCGAUUAUGCUCUCGUGGAAAUAGAUUAUGAUUACGACUAUUACGGUUAUGGGGAUUAUCGAGGUGGCUACAGUGAUCCAUAUUACGAUGACUAUUAUCGAUACGAGGAUUACUAUUUCGAUUACGCGCCGCCUCCGCCACCUGCCAGAGGGAGAGGCAGGCAGCCUCAACCGGCUGGACGUGGUCGUGGAGUAGUGCCCCGUGGCCGAGUCGGUGGGCCGCAAGUCCGUGGUCCAGUCAGGGGGGGACGCAACCCCGCAACUUCAGGGGCCCGUGGGCUCCAGCGCCUGUCCGCUCGUGGGGGGGUCCGCGCCAAGGGAAGUUUACCAGGUGAGGAUGCAGGUAAACGAAAAUUUGACGGGGGUCACCAGAACCAGGGGGAAUCUAAGCGUCGCUUCCAGAGCAAUUGGGGAAACCAACCCCUCGCCCAACAACCAUUGGGUAAUGCGUACGGAUUGGCGAGUGUGAACGGUGGUAGUGGUGGUGGUGGCGGUGACAUCGGAUUCGGCGGCAGGCAAGCCGCGCUCGGCGGUGUUUCCAACGACGAUCACGAGUGGUACCAAGACUCUUACCAGUCGUGGAGCUAA
Molecule: messenger RNA, 2509 nt
Organism: Nomia melanderi (Alkali bee)
Lineage: Eukaryota; Metazoa; Arthropoda; Insecta; Hymenoptera; Halictidae
Source: RefSeq, a predicted model, not a curated record